UACUUUUUCCCAUUUCGCGGGCAACAUAUGACUCCCUGGGAUCGGUCGGGUCUAUGGAGGAAGCUUGUCUUCAGGGUGUGGGAUCCCCUCGUGUGGGAGCCUCACUCCGACUCCUGGUAGCGAUUCGGAGAGGAGAGCAGGGCUGUCGGCUUGGCCCAGACUGCGCUCGCGGGAAAUCCGAGAACCGGGCGCCAUCUUGUCCAAACGGAUCGACUCGGGACUAUAUUUCCCAGAGAACCCCGCGAGAACAGCCUCCCCCCACCCCCACCUCACCCCUCGCCGUUCGAGUUCUGGGCCUUCGGGGAAAGGGGAGAGUGCAAGGAAUGCUCAAGACAGCCUAGACUGCCCUGACCUCUCUCCAUUUCUCUUCUCCAUGGAUAGUGGGUGUGGAUCCAGAGCUACCUCUAAUCUGGAGAACAGCCCUGAGGAGGACUGAUAAUCUGCAAUACUGAAAGCCAUGGCCCUGGAAUCAAUGAUGUUCAGGGAUGUGGCUGUAGACUUCUCUCAGGAGGAGUGGGAAUGUCUGGACCCAGCUCAGAGGGACUUAUAUAGAGAUGUGAUGUUGGAGAACUACAGCAAUCUGCUGUCAAUGGGACUUUACAUUCCUAAGCCUCAAGUUAUCUCCUUAUUGGAACAAGGGAAAGAGCCCUGGAUGGUUGGCAGAGAGCUGACAAGAGGCCUGUGUUCAGAUUUGGAGUCAAUGUGUGAAACCAAGUUAUUAUCUCUGAAGAAGGAAGUUUAUGAAAUAGAAUCAUGCCAAAGGGAUAUAAUGGGACUUACAAUGUAUGGCCUUGAGUACUCCAAUUUUAGAGAUGUUUUGGAAUAUGGAAGCCACUUUGAAAGACAACUGGGAUAUCAAAAUGGGCAUUUCAGCCAAGAAAUACCCACUCAUGGAUACAUGCCCACAUUUAUUCAACAGACAUUCUUAACUCUACAUCAAAUGAUUAAUAAUGAAGACAAACCCUAUGAAUGUAAGAAAUGUGGAAAAGUCUUUAGUCAGAAUUCGCAAUUUAUUCAACAUCAGAGAAUUCAUAUUGGUGAGAAAUCUUACGAAUGUAAGGAGUGUGGGAAAUUCUUUAGUUGUGGCUCACAUGUUACUCGACAUCUGAAAAUACAUACUGGUGAAAAACCCUUUGAAUGUAAUGAAUGUGGAAAGGCCUUCAGUUGUAGCUCAUAUCUUUCUCAACAUCAGAGAAUUCAUACUGGUAAGAAACCCUAUGAAUGUAAGGAAUGUGGGAAGGCCUUUAGUUAUUGCUCAAAUCUUAUUGACCAUCAGAGAAUUCACACUGGUGAAAAACCCUAUGAAUGUAAAGUGUGUGGGAAAGCCUUUACUAAGAGCUCACAACUUUUUCAACAUGCGAGAAUUCAUACAGGUGAGAAACCCUAUGAAUGUAAGGAAUGUGGCAAAGCUUUUACUCAGAGCUCAAAGCUUGUUCAGCAUCAGAGAAUUCACACUGGUGAGAAACCCUAUGAGUGCAAGGAAUGUGGCAAAGCCUUUAGUAGUGGCUCAGCACUUACUAAUCAUCAGAGAAUUCACACUGGGGAAAAACCCUAUGAUUGUAAGGAAUGUGGCAAAGCUUUUACUCAGAGCUCACAACUUCGCCAACAUCAGAGAAUUCACGCUGGUGAGAAACCCUUUGAAUGUCUCGAAUGUGGGAAAGCCUUUACUCAGAACUCACAACUUUUUCAGCAUCAGAGAAUCCAUACAGAUGAAAAACCAUAUGAAUGUAAUGAAUGUGGAAAGGCCUUUAAUAAAUGCUCAAACCUUACUCGACAUCAGAGAAUUCAUACUGGUGAAAAGCCCUAUAACUGUAAAUGUGGGAAGGCAUUUAGUAGUGGCUCAGAUCUCAUUCGUCAUCAGGGAAUUCAUAGUGAUGAGUAACAAAAGUUAAAGCUCUGUCACUUUCCUAAUUUUUUAAACAAAAAAAUUCAUGUUUGAUAAUUACCUUCUUUCAUUAUUUUGUUUUUUAUUUUGCAUAUAUUUUUCAUCCAAAUGCAUUUCACUCUAUGUUAUGAAUUCAGAUUCUAAAUUGACAUUUACCCCUUCCACAAUAUUGUACUAAUGGCAGUUGUUCAAUAGUUCUUUCCUUCCCCAUUAUUUUGUUCUACCUUCUUGGUGAAAACAUUAUAUUCUUUAUAUUUGCUUGUGUUUCAGGGCUGUUUUUUUCUAAUCUGAUUUAUAUAUUUGUACUCACACCAAUAUCACACUUUAAAUUGUGUGACCUUGUAUUUUUUAAUUCCUUUGAAUUCAAUAGAAUAACUUUGUUUUUGAAGUCAGUGUUAAUCUUUGUUUCACAAAUAUAUAUUUUCUUAUUAUACAACAAAAAAAUCCAGAAACUAAAAAGCCAAUAUUAAUUGUAAUCAUACCAACUAUAGAUGACUGCUCUCAAGUUGGUAGAACAAAUCCUAUCAGACUUUGUGUUUAAAGAAAGUGUAGUCAUGGUAUGCAUAUUGUACCUUCACCUGCUUUUAUCGUGCCAAAAAUAUGAUUGCCAUUUCAAUAAAUACAGAUUUUUAUUAUUUUAAUGACAUAUUUAAUGAGUUUUUAAAAUUCAUGUUGUAGUUGUAUCUAAAUGUUUGCAGUUCUAAAAUCUGUCCUGAUUAAUAUGACCCAAAAUUUAUUUUUGGAUGCUUGUUUUUUCUUUUAAGACAUGUAUUUUAAUUGCUGAAAUUAUCCAUGUUUUCUCCUUGUAAACUCUCUUGUUCCUUUUCAUCAACCCUAACCCCAGCUUCAUACUAGAAAGGUAAUUAACCAUUGUUAUCAAAGUGUUGUUUACCUUUUCAAUGUUUUAUUUUUUACUUAUAGAUUUAGUGGCAUUUUAUUUUAUAUGUAUUAGUAAAUAUAG
Hipposideros armiger (great roundleaf bat) is the source of this 2846-nucleotide messenger RNA. It is a transcript of the gene ZNF383, whose product is annotated as zinc finger protein 383. NCBI's taxonomy places the organism in Eukaryota, Metazoa, Chordata, Mammalia, Chiroptera, Hipposideridae. The record is from RefSeq and is a predicted model, not a curated record. Gene Ontology annotation, biological process: regulation of DNA-templated transcription. The transcript is spliced from 6 exons. Bases 458 to 1882 code for a protein of 474 amino acids.